Messenger RNA from Glossina fuscipes, 1834 nucleotides. Its product is annotated as HMG box-containing protein 4. The record is from RefSeq and is a predicted model, not a curated record. Lineage: Eukaryota; Metazoa; Arthropoda; Insecta; Diptera; Glossinidae. The transcript is spliced from 3 exons. The coding region runs from base 208 to 1509 and encodes 433 amino acids.
AAUUAAAAUUAUACUGUGCUUAAAAUUCUUAGUCUCUUUUUAAAUAAAAUUACAAUAUUUUGCAUUAUUUAAAGGCUGCCGGAAAGUAUAUCUCGUUUAGUGUAAUAAAGUUUGGCAUCACUGUUGUUUUACGAGAAUUCAGAAUUGCAAGGAAAUAAAAACAAAUACGAAGAAAUCUGAAAGUCUAUCUUAAGAAGAUCUUUAAAAAUGGGUAGCCCUCACUGUGCCAGUAGCACAAAAGAAUUUGAAGUAACGGGAGUGUCUCGUAGUGGCCGCGUUCGUAAAAAGUCAUCUAAAUUGUUAGAUUUUCAGUCACCAGACGAAGUCGAGAAGAAACUGAAACGUUCUACACCGCGUUCAGUGGUAAAACACGGUGGAAGGGGACGUCCUAGUCUUGCUACUUUAAGAGCUCGUCGCAUGAAAGAAUCAAAAAAUGAAAAUGAGAUCACCGAUUGUAGAGAUAACGGGCUUGACGACGAUGACAUUGAUUUGGAUUCAAAUGCUAGUGACGACGACGAUGUUUUAUCCCCUAAUAUGGAGAAUAGUAGCAGCUUAACGGUUGCAGCAGAUUCGGAUGAUGAUGGGUUUGGGGAAUUGGUAGCUGAUUUAGUGGGUGCGAACACUCAAAAUCUUGAAAUUAAUUCUGGAAAUCCCGAGUCCAAAGUUAGGCAAUCUCUAUAUAUGUCAGAAAAUAAUAAUAAACGUAAAGACGGCCGUGUCGAACGUAAAGAUAAGGGGAAAGCUCGAUAUACAGCUUACAGCUUAUGGGCCCGGGAAAUACGUAGGACAUCAAAAAUUGAUUUAGAUUUUUCGAACGCUGCGAAGCGAUUAAGCGAAUUGUGGGCUAAUGUGUCCAAUAAAGAGAAAAAUUCAUGGCGACGCAAAGCUAAAAUGCAGGCCACUAAAGCCAAAGCUAGAGAAAAGGCUGGCAUGCAAAAUACGAGCAACUUUAGUCAAGGAGAAAAAAUUCAACAACUACAGACUACUUCAUUUAUUAACAGACCUACAACUAACCGCACUAGAAAGUUAGCUGAAGAUAAACGUAAGGCAAGAGAUGCGACAAAUAUUGAAAACGUAUCCAGUUCAACCAAACGUCAAAGAAAUAAUCCUUAUAGAAAACAUCAGAAUUCUACUCCAAACAAGUCUAAUUCAAACACCUUGACUAAUGGGAAAGCUUCACCCAGUGGUUAUGGAAAUGGGGUAUUAAAUGCUGCGAAAGGGUUAAGUAGUAUGAGAACUCCUUUGCCAGGCAUAGAACCAAUCGAUGCUGCUGCUCAUUUGAAGUUGUUAGGUGAAAGUUUAACAAUUAUCGGUGAACGUUUAAAAGAGCACGAUGGCCAAAUUGCUGUCUCAGCUAGUUUAUCAGUAUUGCUGGAUAGUCUUUUAUGUUCCUUGGGACCACUGCUCUGUCUCACUACACGUUUGCCUGGCCUGGACAAGAAACCGCAAUUGAAAAACAAUUUAGCCUUAACUUUGGAUAAUAUUGCUUAUGUUAUGCCGGGGGUCUAGAAUUUAGCACUUGCGAUUUUAAAUCAGUAGCAGAAUAAUAUAUUUUUUAUGUAUGUAUUUUAAAGCGAAUAUGUAUUUACAUAAGCACGAAUGUUUAGCUUUUUAUUUGAUUUGAGAAAAAAGUAAUUUUUUUAUUACAAAUUUAACAAAAGAUAAACAAACAAGUUUAUAACUUUGAAUUUUGUCGAUUUUUAACACACUUACUGAACACAUCAUAAGAAACAGGAAUGCAUAAACAUACACAACCCGAAUUAGUAUAAGAGGAAACUAAAUUUAGAUCAAAAUGUACAUAAAAUAACAAGGACAAAUGUUUAAUUAAUGAAAA